AUGUAUGAUCAACUUGACGUUGCUAUUGAAAGCGCAUUACACAUUAUUGUGAGAUAUAAUGUAGGAUCUACUCGACAAUUGCUUACUGUGUGGUUGUUUUCAAAGGCCUUUCAUGAGCUACAAGUCAAAGUAAUUGAUACAACGCAGCAAGUUAAAGUAACGGAAGCGAAAAUUGAUCAGCUUAAACGUGGUAUCACCCGCGCCCGGUUAACUGAUCAGGAGCUGAGCAAUAUACCGAAAGGAAUCAAAACCUACGAAAAUUUAGGCAGAAUAUUCGUAUCUCAAUCUAUCGAGGAUAUCAGAAAAUCUUUAGCAGAACGGAUUAACGCCGCGAACGAUAAAAUUGAAAAAUUGAAUGCAAGUUAA
Molecule: messenger RNA, 366 nt
Organism: Trichoplax adhaerens
Lineage: Eukaryota; Metazoa; Placozoa; Uniplacotomia; Trichoplacea; Trichoplacidae
Exons: 2
Coding region: 1-366 (121 amino acids)
Biological process (GO): protein folding
Cellular component (GO): prefoldin complex; cytoplasm
Molecular function (GO): protein folding chaperone
Source: RefSeq, a predicted model, not a curated record